AUGGAUAUGUGUGAAAAAUUAUUUUGGAAAGUUUUCAAAAAUAAGGUUUUAAUUAAUCAAAUAUUAUAUUAUGUUCACAAUGUUGAAUGGAUUGAUUAUGAUAAUCAUUUACAAAUCAAUGCAAAUAAUAGAAUUAAAUUUAAAGAUAUUCACUCAUUUAAAUUUAUGAUUAAAAAUAAUCAAUGGGAAUUAUUAAAAAUGAAAAUUAAUAAUAAAACUGAAUUCAUUGAUAUAAAUAAAGACUCAAUCGAACUAUUAUUUACAAUAUUAACAAAUUUAAAUAAAGUUUUAGAAAAACAAAAUAAUAAUAAAGAAAAUGAAAAUGAAAAUGAAAAUGAAAAUGAAGAGAAUGAAUCAAUAGAUGAAGAAUUUGAACAAUUUGAAGAAAAAGAAUUUGAAGAAGAAUUUGAAACUGAAUUAGAGGAUGAUGAAAAAUUUCAAAGUAUUUUAUUAUUAACAAAUGAUGAAAUUAAAAUUAGAAUUUUAAAAAUUAAAGAGAUAAUAUCACUAUUAUUAAUAAAAAGAAGAGAAGAAUUUGAAAUUUGUGAUUUAACUGAAAUGGCAAUUCAAUGUAAUUGUUUAGAAGGUUUAAGAGUAUUAAUUAAUGAACCACAUUCAAUUGAAAUUUAUCCACCAUCUUUUAAAUUUGCAAUUUUAAAUUGUAAUUCUUUAAUUGUUAAAGAAAUCAUUUUAAAUUCGAAAUCAUUUUCAAAAUUAUUAAUAACUGAUGAUACAAUUAAACAAUAUUCUUUAAAAUAUGCAUUAAUGAAUUUUAAAGAUAGAAAUGGAAUGAUUAAUUUAAUAUUAGAUAAUCCAAUUUUAAUAUCAAAUUCAAUUUUAGAAUCAAUUAAUAAUCAAUCAAUUUCUUAUUUACAACCAAAAAGAUCUUUUAUUUUAAAAACUAAUAAUAAUGGUAAUAAUAAUAAUAAUAAUAAUAAUAAUAAUAAUAAUAAUAAUAAUAAUAAUAAUAAUAAUAAUAAUAAUAAUAAUAAAAGAGGUAGUAAUAAAAAUAAUAAUAAAAAUAAUAAUAAUAAUAAUUAUGAUGAUGAGAAUAAUAAUAAUAAAGAUGAAUUGCUUCCAUUAUCAUCAUUAAUUAAAUAUAAUGAUGAAACUAUUAAUAGAUUAAUGAAAUUAAAUUUAACAAGUAUAAAAAAGAAACAAUCACCAACAAUUAUUACUUGUAAAUUAAAUAUUAAAAGUUCAUUACAAGAAACAUUGACAUAUUUAAAAUUGAAUUUAAAAUAUUGUAAAGGUUCAUAUUAUCCUGAAAAUGGUAUACCAAGCUCAUUACAAACUCUAUUAAAUGAUGAAUCAAUAAAUGAUAAUGAAAAAUUAAAGAAAUUACAAAAGUUUAUAAUUAUAAAUUUAAAACCAUCAAUGGCUUAUUAUAAAUCUUUUGUUUUAAAAUAUAAAGAAACAAUACCAUCAAUGCAUAAUGAUAAUUAUUAUUAUUGCAGUAAUAGCAAGGAUAGUAAUAGUAAUGAUGAUGGUGGUGGUGGUGGUGGUGGUGGUGAUUUUAAUGAUAGAGAAUCAAAAUUUUUAAAUUUAUUUAGAUGUAUUUCAAUGGUUUUAGAAUUUGGUGAAGAUUUAUUAAAUCAAUCAAUGUUUAUUAUAAAUCAACCAAAUUCAAAAGUUGAAUGGAAUUCAUCAAUAUUGGAUAUUAUUGUUAAUAAUAAUACUUUAAAAUUUAAUAAUCCUUCACAAAUUGAUUGGAUUUUAAAUUGUGAUUUAGAUAUAAUCUAUUCAUUAAUUUCAAAUUCAAGAUUUAUUAAAUUUGAUACAUUGGAAACAGUUGAAAGAGCAUUAGAUCCAAUCAAUGGUUUGGUGGUAAAAAUUAAGAAAUUAAAUGUUAGAGGUAAAACUUCAAUCAUAUCAUUUAAUCAAAUUGGUGAUACUCUACUUAGAAAAGCAAUAAAAGAAGCAGAUAUUGAAAUAUUGAAAUUUAUUUUAUUAAAAAGUAAUAAAAACUUCACUUUUAAAGAUAAUGAAAUACCUUUAGAAAUACCAUCAACUAUUGAAAAAAUUAAAAAGUUAAUAGAUUAUUUCAAUGAAAUUAAUCAUAUUGGUUUCACUUCAAAAUUAUUUUUUAGAUUUUAUGAAAAGGUUGCUAUUAAAGUUAAAACAAUGAAAAACAAUGAAAAAUUGAAUUUCUUUAAAUCAAUUAAAAUUCAAACUACAAUUAAAGAUUUAUUAAAAGAAACUUUAGAUAAUUUCGUUCAAAGAGCUCAUUUUGAAAUUACCCAAUUAUUAAUUGAAUGUAUGGAUUCACCUUCAUUUCAACCACUUGAUGAUGAAUCUUUCUAUAUUCAAGAGAAAUCAACAAUAUGUGAAGCUAAAAAUUUAAAUAUUUAUUAUGGUGAAUAUUAUAAUGUAAAUGAUAUUAAUAUUCAAGAUUUAAUAUAUCAUAUAAAAUUAAUAUUACCAAUUUAUGAAUCAUUCAAUAAUAAUAAUAAUAAUAAUAAUAAUAAUAAUAAUAAUAAUAAUAAUAAUAAUAAUAAUAAUAAUAAUAAUAAUAAUAAUAAUAAUAAUAAUAAUAAUAAUAAUAAUAAUAAUAAUAAUAAUAAUAAUAAUAAUAAUAAUAAUAAUAAUAAUAAUAAUAAUGAUAAUAGUGAUGAUAAUAAUAGAGAACCAACUCAAUCAAAUAUAAAUAAAAAAUUAACAUAUGAAAAGAUUAUUAAUUUUUAUUUUCAAAUUUUAAUUCAAUCUAAAGAUGCAACAAUUAAAUUGGUAAAAGAAAUUUAUCAAUUACUAUCAAGUAAAUUUGUUACAAUAUAUCAUACACAUCAUCAUGCUUUCUUUUAUUUAAAUUUAAGAUCUAGAAAAUUUACAAAAUAUAUUUUAACAAGAUUAAAUUUAAAAGAUGAUUUCAUUCUUGGUAAUUAUAAUAUUCAUUUACCAGAAAUACCAAGUUUUUAUCCAUUAAAGAGUAGUUUAGAUAUAAAUAUUUUUACAUUUGAUUAUAUACUUGGUUAUAUUGGUAUUAAAAAUUUAAAUAAUAAUAAUAAUAAUAAUAAUAAUAAUAAUGAUGAUGAUGAUGAUGAUGAUAAUAAUAAUAAUUAUCAAACAAAAGAAAAUAAACAAUUUAUAAAUUCAUUUGAUGAUAUUUUAAAAGAAUUAAUGGAAAGAUUAUCACAUUCACAUGCAAAAAGAAUUUCAUCAUCAGUAUUUCCAGAUUUUUUAGGUAAAACUAAUUUUAUGAAAUAUAUGGAUAAAGAUUUAGAAUUUUGUUUAGAUAUUAAAAGAAUUGAUCUAUUUUUUAAACAAUUGGAUUUUAUUAAUGAAUUAAUUGAAAGUGGUAUUGAAAGAGGAAAUGUAACACCAUCAGAAGCAUUUUUACAAGGUUAUACAUUCUCUUCACCAUCAAAUACAUUAUUACCAACUAGUACAUUAUUUAAAGUUGAUGAUAAAGAAUCAUCAUCAAUACCAAAACUUCAAAAAGAGAUUGAUCCAACAAUAAGGAAUGGUUUACAUUUCUCUGAGAAUAGAUUAUACUAUUCAUAUUUAUUACCUGAUAAAGUUAAAGAGAAAAUUUUUAGGGUUAUGGAAAUUGAAGAUAUUAAAAAAUUAAUUGAAUAUAAUUUCUAUGUUAAAGCAACUCAAGAUUUUAUUUACUCUAGAGCAAUUAAAAAUAAUAGAUUCGAUAUUGCAAGUUUUAUGUUGAAAAAUUUUAAAAUCUCAUUCAAAUUUCCAAUUUUACCAAUUAAAACUAAAAACUAUUAUCCAGAAUUAGAAUUUCAAUUCCUUGUUAAUAAUUUCCCAGAGUUAAUUAAAAAUCCAAAUAGAUUUGAAAUUGAUAAAACCCUAACAAAUAAUCAAUUAUUUCCAACAAUGAUAUUAAGAAAGAUUGUUGAAUUCUUUGGUGAAAGUAAAAAUGAUAAUGAAUAUAUUAAAUUUGUUGAUGCUAAUACACAAGAAAUUAAAGAACAAACUUUGGAAAAUGCAAUCAUUUCAUUACGUGAAAUUAGAUACAAUGAACCAAUUGAACAUUCUUAUCAAAGUUUUUGUUAUAUAGAUAGAGAAGAAAUUAUCAGAGAUUUAUUUGAACUAGAUGAAAAUCAAAUCUUAUUAAAAUCAAUUUUUGAUAGAAUUCAAAAAAAAUAUUUAACCCAAUUUAAUCAAUUAAUUGAAAAAGGUGAUCAAUAUUAUACUGAAAGAUUAGAUAACUUUUUCUUAAAUUCUUUUAAAUUUGGUAAAAUUAAAUUAUGUAAUUUAAUUUUAAAUCAUUAUAAUGAUAAUAAUAAUAAUAAUGAUAGUAUUAAAUUUAAAUUAUUAUUAAAUUUUAUUAAGGAUAUUGAUGAUAUUGAAAUUUAUAGUAUUAAAUAUUUCUUUAAUCAUCCAAUUAUUAAAGAUAAUAAUGAAAUUUUAGAAGAAUUAAAAAAACAAUUAUUAAAUCAUCCAACUUUUAAAUAUUAUUUUAAUUUGAAAAAUUAG
Messenger RNA from Dictyostelium discoideum AX4, 4431 nucleotides. RefSeq lists its product as hypothetical. The record is from RefSeq and is a predicted model, not a curated record. Lineage: Eukaryota; Evosea; Eumycetozoa; Dictyosteliales; Dictyosteliaceae. The coding region runs from base 1 to 4431 and encodes 1476 amino acids. The transcript has a single exon.